AUGGACCAAGACAAUUCGAAUAUUCCACCACUACAAACAGUGGUUCACCCUGUACAACAACAACAACAAGACACCCGGCAAUACUCCACCAUAGCAUGUUUAUUAUGCAGAAAGGCUCAUCGCAAAUGUGAUCGGCUCUAUCCUGUCUGCAGCGAAUGCAAUUGCAGAGGUCUGGCAGACAAAUGUUCUUAUCAACAACCAAAGAAGCGAGGACCAAAGAAUGCUACGUCCUCGGGGUCAUCUCCUCCUCCUUUGGAUGGCCAACAUCAACAAGCAGUUAGUGGUAUGGGUGUUAUGUCGACCAAUUUAAACAUGGGCUCUCAACCACAUGCAUCUUCCACACAAAGAUGCUCUCCAAAUCGAUCUUCUACCGUACAUCAGUCAUCAAAUGGAACAUCUGCAUUUGCUACUUCAUCAUCACGAAAAUCUUCCCCAUCCCAAACCUAUCCACAAGCAAAUACAUUACCAGCACUAAAUACUCUAGAACAUUCUCCAUCGUAUUACCAACAGUCACCAAUAUAUAACAACAACCAACCACAACCUUCAUACUUCAAUCACAUGCAAUCCAACAACUCUUACCAGUAUCAACAACAAGAUAUAUCGGGAAGGCAAAAUGGGCAAAUACCAUCUUACACAGAACAAUCAAAAUUAGGUCAACACAGAUAUCACCCAUACGUAACAUCCACAAUUGCAAAUACCACUCGUACAAAUAAGGAGAAAGAGGUUUCUCCUCGCGAAAUUUCGAUUGCUUUAUCUCAACUGAAAUCUUUAACAAGUGUGGAAAGUUUCGAUAUUGGUGCUCACUACCCUUAUGUCCUAGAUUUAUACUUUCAUAGAUUUAUUUUGGCAUAUCCUCUUAUCAAGAGAGAAGAUGUUGAAGAAGUGGUUGUUAGAAGAUUAUUAAGGAAAAAUUAUGCUUCAAAAGUUGAAGACAAGGAUGACUAUUUUUUGUGCUCGUUCUACGCUAUUUGUAUGGCUUUAUUUCAAAGGCUUGGCAAGAGAGAAAUUGCUCAUCAUUUCUAUCUGCAGGCAAAUAGAGCUGUUUCUUCUCUAAUGCUUUAUGAGGAGGAUGAUACAAACGAGAAUGCAAAUAGAGUUGGUCUGAAUUUCGAAUUAUGUUUAAAUAUUGCAUUAAUUUGCAUUUAUCUGAUAGGAAACGGAGAUCUUAAAAAGGCAUCUAUUUAUUAUAAUAUUGGAAUGGGUUUCAUACAACAAGUGAAUUUAUUUGGAGAAAUGCAACGAGGUUUCCUUAUUGCGUACUAUGGUCUUUGCGAGCUAAUGCUCUUCAGUGGAGUGAAGGAUCAGAUUAAAUGCUUUGCCAUAAUAGUGAACAAGCACUUGAAAGGAAUGUUAAAUUUUAUUCAGAGUGCUCAAUUUCAAACCUUGGAGUCAUGCUUGCAUGUUCUUCAUAUCCUGCAAGAAAAUCAACAAAAUUUGAUGCAGCCCAAAAAUUUUGACGUUCCCGAAGAAUAUUCACACACAUUAGAAGGAAGAUUUGACCUGAUUACCUCUCACUUUAAUUACAUAAGGCAGGAUUAG
Messenger RNA from Naegleria lovaniensis, 1539 nucleotides. RefSeq lists its product as uncharacterized. Gene Ontology annotation, cellular component: nucleus. The record is from RefSeq and is a predicted model, not a curated record. Lineage: Eukaryota; Heterolobosea; Eutetramitea; Acrasida; Naegleriidae. Gene Ontology annotation, molecular function: DNA-binding transcription factor activity, RNA polymerase II-specific; zinc ion binding. The coding region runs from base 1 to 1539 and encodes 512 amino acids. Gene Ontology annotation, biological process: regulation of DNA-templated transcription. The transcript has 2 exons.